Dinoponera quadriceps is the source of this 6383-nucleotide messenger RNA. It is a transcript of the gene ATP8A, whose product is annotated as probable phospholipid-transporting ATPase IA. Gene Ontology annotation, molecular function: ATPase-coupled intramembrane lipid carrier activity; ATP binding; magnesium ion binding. The coding region runs from base 1324 to 4938 and encodes 1204 amino acids. The transcript is spliced from 21 exons. NCBI's taxonomy places the organism in Eukaryota, Metazoa, Arthropoda, Insecta, Hymenoptera, Formicidae. Gene Ontology annotation, cellular component: plasma membrane. Gene Ontology annotation, biological process: phospholipid translocation. The record is from RefSeq and is a predicted model, not a curated record.
CUUAAUUACAUAGGAUAUCCGUUGAAACUGGAUAUUAGCAGACCCAGACGUUACGUUGCGCUGCACAUAUAUGCACAGUGUUCCGCUUUUACCGCAUUAUCUUUCAGCGAUCCUUGCAACGUCGCAUCUAUAUUUAUGAUCGAAAGCCUUAACAUUCGAGAAAUUCAAAAAUAUUAUUUAGUAAAAUAUUAUUUCGUCAUAUACAUUCGGCAAGCAAAAAGUAUAUUUGCACACCUCGUCUUAUUUGGGACAAUUUUGCUGCAAUGUGCUCUUUUCUCAUAUAACCCCCAAACUUCCUAAAGGGACGUCCUAAAGACGUCCUCGGGACGUCUCUCGGCUGAAGUAUACUGUGUAGGUUAUUCAAUAUAUUAAUAAAAAAAUUCACCUAUUACAUACAAUAGACAACUUUACAAAAAUAUUCUUUCCUUUUGUACAAAUUUAUUAAAAAAAAAAACGUCAGAUAUAUUUCCCUAAGGGUUGUAUUUUAAUUUCCAAAGUAGUUUAUCCCUUCUGUCAUUGAUUACCCGAGCAUAAUAAGCUCGUUGACAUUCUCACGGGAGACAAAUCGACUUCAGUUCGUAGGGGAGCGGCCGGAAUGAGCCGGUCUGCCAUUCGAAUGCGACGCGGUAGAGUCGGGACACCCCGUAUAAGCACGCUACGAACGGACUCGUGACAGCGCCGCGAGCGCACGUGACGGUAACAACGCGGCGCGUCGUAGCGAUGCGUCGGGUAAGUUUUUGUUCGCAUGAAAAUACGCGUCAGCGCCCGUCGUCGUGCAGUCGUCAUUGUCGAUGUUCCGCGAACGCGCACCCGCGAUAUCAGUCGGGUGAUUCGCGGGAACCGAGCGAAAUCGGGCGUCUGCGGUGCACAACUCGGCUGUGCAUAACCUCAAAGCAGUGCGAUAAGCAACCUUUUGGGUCGGAGGAGGCGGAAAAGGGACGUGCCGUCGGUUUUCCUUGCGAGCGGACACGCCGAGCAGACGUAUAAGGACGUCGCUCGGUCCGCGCGCGCGACAUUGUUGUGGCACGACGUGGCCGGCGAUCGAUGCGAUUAAAGGCGGAAUUAUUUAUCGUCGAGCUUAUAGGUGAUCUAACCUAUAGUAUCACCACCACCAGUGCAACCGCCGCCGUUCGUACGCCCAUCCGAUGCGACAGCGUUGCCCGGCCAGGCGAAUGCGUGUGUAGAGGUGUUUUUGUGCACGCGUGUACGUACGUGCAUUCCCGGCGGAUUAAAUAUGAAUCGGGAAAUCGGACGUAUUGCGCACGGUGACAUGUGUGGCACGUGCUAGCUCGAUUCGGCGACGUAUAUACAUCAGCAGCGAUCAUGGAAGUCGCGACCACGAAGCUGCUGCAGUGGUUCAACGAACUCAGAUCCCGCGUACACCUCUAUCUGCACGCCCAGACCCUUGGUCCGAUAAGGGCGGAAAAUGGUGGCUCACAGGGUGAGGAUCAACCACCUACGCAGCAUGGUGAUAGCGAGGAGAGGGUCAUCUUUGUCAAUGCUCCGCAUCAACCCGCGAAAUACAAAAACAAUCACAUCACCACUGCGAAGUACUCGUUUCUGUCAUUCGUACCGUUAUUCCUGUUUGAACAAUUCCGUCGUUACAGCAACUGCUUCUUCCUGUUCAUCGCACUUAUGCAGCAAAUACCAGACGUUUCCCCGACAGGACGGUACACAACAUUGGUGCCACUGAUUUUCAUCCUCAGCGUAUCCGCUUUGAAAGAGAUAGUCGAGGACAUUAAGAGACACAGAGCGGACGAUGAGAUAAACAUGAGGGAGGUGGAGGUCCUCAGGGACGGGCGCUGGCAGUGGAUACAGUGGCGUGCUGUGGCCGUCGGCGAUGUAGUUAAGGUCCACAACAACACUUUCUUCCCCGCUGACUUGAUCUUAUUGUCGUCAUCGGAGCCGCAGGGUAUGUCCUUCAUAGAGACCGCCAACUUGGACGGCGAGACGAACCUGAAGAUCAGACAGGCCCAUCCCGACACUGCCAAUCUUUUGGAUACCGCGGAAUUAAUGAACUUUCGCGCGAACAUACAAUGCGAGCCGCCUAACAGGCAUUUGUACGAGUUCCACGGAGUCUUACGGGAGACCAAUAAGCAGAGCGUAGCUUUAGGGCCCGAUCAAUUGUUACUUCGUGGCGCGAUGCUGCGGAACACACGAUGGGUGUUCGGCGUGGUCAUAUACACGGGCCACGACACGAAGCUCAUGCAGAAUAAUACAGCGACGGCGCCGUUGAAGCGAUCCACCCUCGAUCGGCUGAUCAACACGCAGAUACUGAUGCUCUUUUUCAUACUUCUUUUACUAUGCAUCCUCUCCGCGAUAUUCAACGUAGUGUGGACGAACGCCAACAAACACGGCCUCUGGUACUUGGGUUUGAACGAAGAAACGACAAAGAACUUCGCUUACAACCUUUUGACGUUUAUUAUUCUCUUCAACAAUUUGAUACCGAUAUCGCUGCAAGUGACCCUCGAGGUAGUGAGAUACGUCCAGGCGACGUUUAUUAAUAUGGACAUAGAAAUGUAUCACGCGGAAACGGACACGCCAGCGAUGGCUCGUACCAGCAAUCUAAACGAGGAACUCGGAAUGGUGAAUUAUGUGUUCACGGAUAAAACCGGCACUCUCACGAGGAACGUAAUGGAGUUCAAGCGAUGCUCGGUCGGUGGGAAGAUGUACGAUUUACCAAUUCCCGUUAUCGACGACGAGGGUGUGAGUGAGACUUGUUGCGAGUUGAUCGAGGAUAUCAUGGAAGGAAGAUCGGUGCGGGACUCUCCAAAUCCUAUCGACAAGAAGAAAGCGGAACACGCUGCGGUGCUUCACGAAUUCAUGGUUAUGUUGUCGGUUUGCCACACGGUUAUUCCUGAGAAAGUGGAUAACUCGAUAAUUUAUCACGCCGCAUCUCCCGAUGAAAGAGCGCUGGUGGACGGGGCACGUAAAUUCGAUUACGUGUUCGACACUCGAACGCCACAUUACGUAGAAAUUGUGGCUCUAGGCGAGACCCUACGGUACGAAAUACUGAAUGUAAUAGAAUUCACUUCGGCUAGAAAGAGAAUGUCGGUGGUCGUGAAAACGCCCGAGGGAAAAAUUAAAAUUCUUUGUAAAGGGGCGGACUCUGUGAUCUAUGAAAGAUUAACACCAACUAACCCUAUAGAAGUUAGCGAUCUCGACCAAGAGCACAUAGAUGAUUUUCGUGACGCAACUUUAGAACACUUGGAAGCUUUCGCCAGCGAUGGAUUGCGGACGCUUUGUUUCGCUUCCGCCGAGAUACCCGAGAACGUUUAUCAGUGGUGGCGCGAGUCGUAUCAUAAAGCAUUGAUCAGCACGAGUAAUCGCGAGAAUAUGUUGGAGGAGACCGCGAAUCUUAUUGAGACUAAACUAACGUUAUUGGGGGCAACUGCAAUUGAGGAUCAGCUGCAAGAUCAAGUUCCGGAAACAAUACAGUCUCUCCUGCAAGCUGACAUCAAAAUCUGGGUAUUGACGGGAGAUAAGCAGGAAACCGCUAUAAACAUCGGUUACUCGUGCAAAUUGAUAACGCAUGGGAUGCCACUGUAUAUCAUCAACGAAUCCUCUUUAGAUAAAACGAGAGAAGUUAUAAUCCAACGCUGCCUGGACUUCGGGAUCGACUUGAAAUGCCAGAACGACGUAGCUCUGAUCAUAGACGGCAGUACCUUGGAUUUUGCUCUGUCGUGCGACAUCAGGAUGGACUUUCUGGAAUUGUGCUCGGCCUGCAAAGUAGUUAUCUGCUGCAGGGUGUCGCCUAUACAAAAAGCUGAGGUGGUCGAUUUAAUUACGAGCAACAAGAAAGCCGUGACACUUGCGAUCGGGGAUGGUGCGAACGAUGUAGCCAUGAUUCAGAAAGCUCACAUUGGCGUCGGUAUUUCAGGUGUAGAAGGUCUUCAAGCAGCUUGUGCCUCCGAUUACUCCAUUGCACAGUUUCGUUUUCUGAAACGACUAUUAUUCGUUCACGGUUCUUGGAAUUAUAGUAGAAUGUGCAAACUAAUAUUAUAUUCGUUUUACAAGAACAUCUGCCUAUAUGUCAUUGAAUUAUGGUUCGCAAUUUAUUCCGGUUGGUCCGGACAGAUUCUGUUUGAAAGAUGGUCCAUUGGACUUUACAAUGUGGUUUUCACCGCUGCGCCUCCACUAGCUAUGGGUCUCUUCGAUAAAGUGUGUUCAGCGGAAACUCACUUAGCUCAUCCAGGGCUGUAUGCGACGAAGAAUAACGGCGAAUCGUUCUUCAACAUUAAAGUAUUUUGGAUAUGGAUUGUCAACGCCUUGAUUCAUUCGUCGCUGCUUUAUUGGCUGCCACUUUUGGCUCUCACGCAAGAUGUGGUUUGGGCGAACGGUAGAGACGGCGGUUAUCUUUUACUAGGGAACUUCGUUUAUACUUAUGUUGUAGUAACGGUAUGCGCGAAAGCAGGUCUAAUAAUAAACUCGUGGACAUGGGUCACUCAUUUAGCAACGUGGGGAUCUAUUAUACUCUGGUUCUUAUUUAUUUUUAUAUAUAGUAAUUUUUGGCCCGUCUUGAACGUUGGCGCUGUGAUGUUAGGCAAUGACAAGAUGUUAUUCUCUUCGCCUGUUUUCUGGCUGGGACUUAUAUUAAUACCACCGGCAGUAUUGCUUUUGGAUGUUACAGUAAAAGCAGUGAAGAAUACAGUGUGGAAAUCGGUAACGGAGGCAGCCCGGGAAAAUGAAAUUAGAAAGUCGGAUCCCGGUGUUAUAUUCAACAAUCAGGACUACAGAAGCUCAUUGACGGAAACGGCGAGGCUGCUGAAAAACGUUAAAAGUGUUUUCUCCAGGCGCUCGAACGCCGCCUCCAGAGUCAAUGUCGAGGUGGAGCUAUCACAUGGUUUCGCGUUCUCGCAAGAGGAGGGCGGCUCGGUGACCCAGACAGACGUGAUCCGGGCGUACGACACAAAUCUUCCGAAACCCGGCGGCAUGUGAUUUAAACCGGGCAGUCGUCGUGCGGCGAGAUGAUGCCGGCUGCUUUCUCAAGCGGUCUGAAGCAGCAGCAGCAGCGGAGGGCUUCGCGAUUCGACGCUUCUACUCUACGUCUUUACUCGACUGACGCGGCUGACAGGGAUCGUCGGUCGGAUCGAUCAACCUCCGACAUGGAAUUGGCUCGAUGAUGGGCUCGAAGACACCCCCGAGAAGCUUCGGAAGCGAGACCCUCGGUUAGUCGCGCGCGUCCGCGCUGAAAUAGAAACUAAACUUACUUACGGCCUUUACUUCGAAUCCGAUGUAAUAAAUAGGCGGCUCCGCUACUGCUUGGAGAAAAACCGGGAUGCGUUGGAUACUUACGAUACCGGCGGUGAUUUUGCUCGACAUUCUCUCCACUACCGGAGCCGCAUCGUCCGGACGAGCGCGCGUAACGAAGCUCGCGUACGGCUGAUCGAGGGUCGUCGAGUAGCGUUAACGUUCAAACGAACAAUUCCUCUCGAACUUACUGCGAUCAAUUUGUAGAAGAGAGCUCCGAUAUUAGCACGAAUAAUUAUUUUGAUACUCCGUGAAAUUUUAUUCUAAUACUUGUAAUGCGUAGUGACCUCGUUAAAGUUGUCGAAUAGAGAGCGACGUAUAUUUCGCGCGCGGGGACUCGGCUAAGCGGCGACGCAUUCCGACGCGACUGCAUUUGGGUGAGCAUUUUGUGUUAGUGUCAAAGUGGAUGCGCAGAGAGAGAGAGAGAGAGAGAGAGAGAGAGAGAGAGAGAGAGUCCUAUUAUGCAUAAACCGAUAAACCGCUUACAUACAUCUAUUUCCUCGUAGAGCGCGCGCACGCUCAUUUCUAAUUGAGAAAGUCGCGCGAACCCGCGCAAGCUCUAACUCGCGAUCUUGAAUGUUAAUAAUAUACAUAUAUAUUUGUUCUGUGAAUGUAUAAAAGAGGAAGAGAUUCGUCGUGCGAGAUAAUCAUCCAGGGAUUCUCGAGCUGGUCUUCCCUGGAAUUGAGUACCUCUCUCUAUAUUAUAUAUAAUAUACGAUACAAAUAUAUACAACAUACAUCUAAAUUUGUACAUUUACAAAAUUGAGAAGGAAAAAAAAGAAGCUUCUGCGAUCACUCGACACGAUCGAUGGAGGAUUACGUUCGAUUUCGUGCCAGAAAAAGACUGUUCCCCUUGUUCUAUAUAUACUGUAUAUAUUACGUUACUCUUCUAAUUUUUGUUAACGGUACAACGUAUACUUCAUUACUGUAUAUACACGGAAACUGCGUUGUUAUCUAGUCAGAAUCUGAUGCCGACCUUUCAGUUCGAGAUUCACUCUUCCGCCCAUCAUAAUACACUUUUUUAAGUUUACGACUGAUGAAUUUAAUAAAGAGAAAAAAAAAUAUAUAUAUACAUAUAAUAUGUAAAGUAACAAUUGUAUACACUAUGUUCGGAAUAAAACAGUGAUAAAGAA